Symsagittifera roscoffensis is the source of this 1529-nucleotide messenger RNA. RefSeq names its product ATP-dependent RNA helicase DDX39A-like. Lineage: Eukaryota; Metazoa; Xenacoelomorpha; Acoela; Convolutidae. Gene Ontology annotation, molecular function: ATP binding; RNA binding; RNA helicase activity. Bases 17 to 1294 code for a protein of 425 amino acids. Gene Ontology annotation, biological process: mRNA splicing, via spliceosome; mRNA export from nucleus. The record is from RefSeq and is a predicted model, not a curated record. The transcript is spliced from 2 exons.
GAUUUCCCUAUCAAAAAUGUCUGAAGUUGAACUUUUGGAUUAUGAAGAGGAGGAGACUACCCAGGCGGACACUAAAGACACGAAAAGUCUGAAAGAGGUCAAGGGUAUGUACGUGUCUAUUCAUACAUCUGGGUUCCGUGAUCUUCUGCUGAAGCCUGAGUUGCUCCGAGCAAUCACGGACUGCGGAUUCGAACAUCCGAGUGAAGUUCAACACGAGUGUAUUCCGCAAGCAAUUUUGGGAAUGGAUGUGCUCUGUCAGGCAAAGUCAGGAAUGGGUAAAACAGCAGUUUUUGUGCUGGCAACUUUGCAACAAUUAGAGGUUACUGAAGGACAAGUUAGCGUGCUGGUUAUGUGUCACACCCGUGAACUCGCUUUUCAAAUCGCGAAGGAGUAUGAGCGAUUCUCUAAGUACAUGGCAGACAUCAAGGUGGCCGUUUUCUUCGGAGGUGUUCCCAUCACAAAGGACAAGGAAACUCUGAAGUCAAACUGUCCGUCGGUUGUGGUUGGAACUCCUGGGCGAACUCUGGCGCUUGUGAAGGAGAAGGCUCUAAACUUGAAGAACCUGAAGCAUUUCGUUCUCGACGAAUGCGACAAUAUGCUGGAGAAAUUGGAUAUGCGAAGAGAUGUGCAAGAGAUCUUCAAACAAACCGCGCAUCAAAAACAGGUGAUGAUGUUCUCCGCGACCUUGGACAACAGCGUCCGAGCAGUGUGCAAGAAAUUCAUGCAAGACCCUCUUGAGGUCUUUGUUGACGAUGACACGAAACUGACCCUGCACUGCUUGCAGCAGCACUAUAUCAAGCUGAAGGACAAUGAAAAAAACCGAAGGCUAAUCAGUCUCUUGGACGUACUUGACUUCAACCAGGUCGUCAUCUUCGUCAAGUCGGUCCCUCGAUGCGUAGCUCUGAACGAUCUUCUGAUCGAACAGAACUUCCCGUCGAUCGCCAUCCACCGAGGAAUGACUCAGGACCAACGUCUGAGUCACUACAAAGAGUUCAAGGAUUUCCAGAAGCGAAUCCUUGUCGCUACUAAUUUGUUCGGACGAGGAAUGGACAUCGAGCGAGUGAACAUCGUGUUCAACUACGACAUGCCGGAAGACAGCAACACUUACCUGCAUCGCGUUGCAAGAGCAGGAAGAUUCGGAACCAAAGGUCUGGCAGUGACCUUCGUCUCCAGCGAUGACGACGCACAGGUGUUGAACAAAGUGCAGGAGCGGUUCGACGUUCAGAUCGCAGAACUGCCAGAAGAGCUGGAUACUUCGACCUACAUGCCAGAGAACCAGGCAUCGAAGGAUUAGACUGGACGAGACGACUGUACCAUACGGAAAGUUGACUACAUGUCGUGACUCGACAACCUUCAAAGUUUGUUGUCUGGGCAGUUAAAUUUGCAUGAUACUGUCCGGCUGUUAUAUUGACGUGUCCAGUUCACCUAUUUAUGCUCUCGAUGUUUUAUAUCGUUCGUAUGGUACCGAUUUGUGUUUUAAUAGCGAACCCUGAAUUUUCUGUUUUUGAAUUGACUGUUUUCUUAUUUUA